Messenger RNA from Jaculus jaculus (lesser Egyptian jerboa), 927 nucleotides. RefSeq names its product olfactory receptor 12D2. Lineage: Eukaryota; Metazoa; Chordata; Mammalia; Rodentia; Dipodidae. Gene Ontology annotation, biological process: G protein-coupled receptor signaling pathway. The transcript has a single exon. Gene Ontology annotation, molecular function: G protein-coupled receptor activity; olfactory receptor activity. Gene Ontology annotation, cellular component: membrane. Bases 1 to 927 code for a protein of 308 amino acids. The record is from RefSeq and is a predicted model, not a curated record.
AUGUUGAACCAGACCUCUUUCUCUGAAUUUUUCCUCCUGGGAGUGACAGACAUACAAGACCCACAGCCUCUUCUCUUUGCAGUUUUCCUCAGCAUCUACUUUGUCAAUGUGACUGGGAAUGGAGCCAUCUUAAUGAUUAUCAUCUCUGAUACAAGACUCCACUCACCUAUGUAUUUCUUCCUGGCAAACCUGGCAUGUCUAGACAUUAGCUUCUCUACUGUGACUAUGCCAAAGAUGCUGGAGAAUUUCCUGUCUACCAGCAAUGCCAUUUCUUUCUUGGGAUGCAUAACUCAGCUUCAUUUCUUCCACUUCCUGGGUAGCACAGAGGCCAUGCUGUUGGCAGUGAUGGCCUUUGACCGCUUUGCGGCGAUAUGCAAGCCGCUUCACUAUCCUGUCAUCAUGAGCCGUCAGCUCUGUAUCCGGUUGGUUAUCACCAUCUGGACUAUGGCUUUUCUCCACGCCCUGCUUCACUCCAUCAUGACAUCUCGGUUGAAUUUCUGUGGUCCCACCCAUAUCCAUCACUUUUUCUGUGAUGUUAAGCCACUGCUGGAGCUAGCCUGUGGGAACACGGAACUCAACCAGUGGCUGCUCAAUACUCUCACAGGGACCAUUGCCUCAGCCUCCUUCUUUCUGACAUUUCUCUCCUAUUUCUACAUCAUCACCUAUCUCUUCCUCAGGACCCAUUCUUGCAGCAUGCUUCACAAGGCACUGUCCACCUGUGCCUCUCACUUUAUGGUAGUUCUUCUUUUCUAUGCUCCUGUUCUCUUCAUCUAUAUCCGUCCUGCUUCGGGGAGUUCUCUGGACCAGGACCGAAUCAUUGCCAUCAUGUACAGUGUGGUCACUCCAGCUCUCAACCCACUCAUCUAUACCUUGAGGAACAAAGAAGUGAGAGGUGCCUUGAACAGGACCAUCAGAAGACAGCUCUGA